Messenger RNA from Candidozyma haemuli, 1218 nucleotides. RefSeq names its product Pex14p (gene PEX14). The record is from RefSeq and is a predicted model, not a curated record. Lineage: Eukaryota; Fungi; Ascomycota; Pichiomycetes; Serinales; Metschnikowiaceae. Gene Ontology annotation, cellular component: peroxisomal importomer complex; peroxisomal membrane. The coding region runs from base 1 to 1218 and encodes 405 amino acids. Gene Ontology annotation, biological process: protein import into peroxisome matrix, docking. Gene Ontology annotation, molecular function: signaling receptor binding. The transcript has a single exon.
AUGAAUGAGGAUUUGAUUAACAGUGCCGUUAGUUUCCUCAAGGAUCCUAACGUGGCACUGUCGCCACUCAAUAAAAAGGUUGAGUUCUUGGAGACAAAAGGACUUAACGAACAUGAGAUCGAAGAAGCAUUGAAAAGAGCCAACAACGACUCUUCCUCUUCUUCCUCGUCGACUCCAUCAUCUUCUCAAACGCUAACUCCUUCCAACUCCCAGCAACAGGGUCCUCCUCCAGUGCCAUAUGACUACUAUGGAAUGGCGCCCCAGCCACCGGAAAGAACAUGGAAAGACUAUUUCAUCAUGGCCACUGCCACGGCUGGUGUUACUUACGGAUUGUAUCAAGUGGUUUCACGUUACUUGAUUCCUAGUAUCAUUCCACCUCUGCAGAGCAGAGUUGAUGCUGAUAAGGAGGCGAUCGAUGAGGAGUUCAUCAAGAUUGACAAGGUGCUCGAACAGAUGGGCGCUGAACAAAAGGAGAUCAAGGAUGCUAACGAGAAGAAGCUCGACGAGAUCGACGUUGUUAUAGACAACAUCAACGACUUCUUGUCCAAGUACAAUAAGGAUAAGUUGAAGUUUGACGAUGACUUGAGGUUGAUGAAGCUCGAAGUGGACAAUUUGCAGAACAGUGUGGAGAAGAACAUGAAGUUGACCAAGGACAACAUUCAAGAUGAGCUUAGUGAAAUCACCGAGGAGCUUGGAUCAUUGAAGAAUUUGAUCAAGGCUCGUAGCGGUGCCAACGCGUCAUCUGAAAACAGUGGGCCCCGCAAGGUGGCACCAGUCUCUUCGAUCCCAUCCGCAUCUGAGAUCUUGAAGAAGGCCAAGGCCAAGAGCACCAACAACGCACCAACCACAGGCUCCAACACCUCGUCGCAGCCUAACAGCGGCGAGCACAGCAAUCAAAGCAGCAAUAUCACUUCUCCAGUCCAGAACUUCGCUACUACGCUGAAGGAGACGAGACCAUCCACUCCAGGUAACAUUUUCGCAGCCGGUAUUCCAGAAUGGCAACUCAAGCACAAGCAGGCCGAGGAACAGGCCGAGAAGAACAAGGAAGAGGAUAAGAAGCAAGAGGGGCCAAACACGCAAGAAGGUGAAGACGACGAACAAAGCCUGAUCCCAGCAUGGCAGCAGCAGGCCUUGAAGGAAGGUAAUGACGACGAAGUGGUAAAGAAGUCGAUCGAAAACGUGGGUGUCCCUGCGUGGCAACUAAGCGCCGGAAGCUAG